UUUAAAGUAAUUAAAAGUAAACAAAAUAAAAAAUUAGAAAUGGCAUUCAAACAAGUUUGUACUUCAUUGUUGGUAACAGUAGCUUGUUGCACUGUUUUGUCAGUGGCAACACCAUUGAGUUACUUAAGAGAUAACGACCAAAAUGGUUCACCUUUCCAAAAUCAAAAUCAAGGUUUUGUCUACUUAAGAGAUAAUGGCGUAAAUCAAGUGCAAACUGUUUUGCCAUACCAGAAUGGACAAGUAAACUAUGUCAACAAUCUUAUUGGGGGUUCCCAAAUCCAAACUAUUGCAACCUACCCCAAUGCAAUUAGUAAUGUUGGACUCUUUGGAAAUAAUGGAUUUGGUUCCAACAUCAUCAACAACGUAAACGGUGUAAACGGUUUAUCUGCUAUCCAAUAUCCUACUUUCGAACAGAUUUUACCAGUUUACAAUCAAGUUGUAAGUUACCCAAGUGCUCAACAAGUCUUACCAGUUGCCCAAUAUGCUGUUCAACAACCAGCUUACAUUGGUGGACCAGUAGGAUACCCAAAUAAUAACAAUCAAAUCACCAACAAUCAAGUUGCUCCAGUGGAAGUCAACAUUGGUGGUCAACAACCUUGCGCUGGUUACAUUGGUAAUGGUCCAGUUUACUUUUAAUCCAGGAUAUAUUUUGUUAAAAUGUUGAGU
Molecule: messenger RNA, 666 nt
Organism: Chrysoperla carnea
Lineage: Eukaryota; Metazoa; Arthropoda; Insecta; Neuroptera; Chrysopidae
Exons: 3
Coding region: 40-636 (198 amino acids)
Source: RefSeq, a predicted model, not a curated record